CCACACAGGCCCUACGACCGUGUGACAAAUUUCAUGGGUAUCACGUCGCUUUCUGUGAGGAAGAUUGUUCACCGUAACAGAUCAGUGAUCUCACAUGAGUCUGCUAGCGAAGUAUUUCCUAUACCACAAGUCUUUGAUAAUUUUACAGUGGGUGCCAUUCGUCGGUUUGUUCACGAGAUAUUUGCUGCAAAGCAAGUAUUUACUGUUAGAACCCUGAUGACAGAUUUGAAGACAGCCAACAUAAUCCCUGAAACAGCCUCCGAGAUAGCGGUGUGGCAGCUCCUGCAAGAUAUGGUAUUCAGAAAUCAGGGUUGCCGUUUUAAGGAAUUUCGUCGAAUAGUGUGGCUUUCUGGUGACAUCUGGCAACCCUCCGUGGCUUUUCCGACCACAGGCCACGUCGCUGUGGAAUAAAAUUCCACGGCACUGAAGAAAAAAAUUCUUCACUUUGCCUUUUUAUGUUUUAUUUUUGCAUCACUAUAUUUCUGCAUGUGACAGGUCUAAAAUGAAUGAGAAAACGUAUAAUUUACUUUAUAUCGAUUUACAAUAUCAUUGACCUCCUAAGUAUGUGAAAAAACGUUUGUUGAAAGUUUGUGAAGCACUCCCCUAAAAAGUGCCUUCAUGAGCUGAGAGGACAGCGGAAUUGAAGUUCACGAACGUUCGCUUCCGACUACGAUUUCUUUGAAAAUCAGAACUGCGUAUGGUAACACUGCUAAAAGCUACUGUAACGUCUCAACGAAAGAUGUAUUUUGCAAAAGAGUCCAUUGAUGUGGUUUGCCGACGGAUCGGGGCUCUACGGGCUCUGAAGCGCCAUCGAGAAGAUGGAAGGGAGAUAGUAUAUGUCGAUGAGACGUGGUUCACCACCAGAAUGAGCCACAACAGAGAGUGGGUGGACACCGCACAACCUGCUACCAGUGCCACGCAUAGCCGACAGGUACCACCUGGCGAGGGAGAGCGCUUCGUGGUGGUAGCAGCUGGCACAGCAAAUGAAUUUAUUGAAGGCUCUUUCCUUUGUUAUCCUGCAAAGAGUACAAGUGGCGAUUACCACGGGGAAAUGACAGGCGAGCUGUUCAUACGCUGGUUAACAACGCAGCUUCUACCAUUGCUGCCUGAACCAUCAGUGUUGGUGCUCGACAACGCACCUUAUCACAGCCAGCUAUUAGACGAGUGUCAGUGUCCUACCACGGCCACCAAGAGAGCAGACCUUAUUACCUGGCUUCAGAGUCGCCGAAUCCCUACCCCAGACGGUGCCACAAGACCUGAGCUGUUGCUCAUAUGUCAACAGAACAGGCCAAAACCACAGUACAUCGUGGACAACAUAAUUCGAGAGUGGGGCCACGAGGUGGUGCGUCUGCCACCUGCCCACCCAGAGCUCAAUGCCAUUGAGCAAGUAUGGGCGUGUAUGAAACGUCAUGCGCGGUUCAUCUUUACAGCGAUUCACCCGGGCAGACUUGCAGGCAAGACUGGAGGAAGCCAAGCUUUUGGCCACUGA
This is a messenger RNA of Macrobrachium nipponense, 1489 nucleotides long. RefSeq lists its product as uncharacterized. The record is from RefSeq and is a predicted model, not a curated record. The coding region runs from base 698 to 1489 and encodes 263 amino acids. Lineage: Eukaryota; Metazoa; Arthropoda; Malacostraca; Decapoda; Palaemonidae. The transcript has a single exon. Gene Ontology annotation, molecular function: nucleic acid binding.